Molecule: messenger RNA, 2244 nt
Organism: Venustampulla echinocandica
Lineage: Eukaryota; Fungi; Ascomycota; Leotiomycetes; Helotiales; Pleuroascaceae
Product: VPS9 protein
Exons: 3
Coding region: 1-2244 (747 amino acids)
Biological process (GO): vesicle-mediated transport
Cellular component (GO): cytosol; endocytic vesicle
Molecular function (GO): small GTPase binding; guanyl-nucleotide exchange factor activity
Source: RefSeq, a predicted model, not a curated record
AUGAUGUUCGCCUUGCCAGAUUUUAUGGCCUCGUCGAACGUGAGGACGAGCGACAGCCCACAUCCACUGCAGUCCUCACAGUCCUUCUCGAAGCUUGAGCCCCGUAGUCACGACUGCUCACCUCGCACUCAGCGGGCAAAUACAAUUCAAAAUGGCGUGACGCCAGAGCCUGCGGCCCCCUACCAGGCAAAUAGCAGGAACAGAAUGGCAGGCACCCCAGAGGACCAGGUGGAUCGUGGACCUGAUAUUCAGGUCCAGGUCGGUGAUAAGCUGCCUGCCGACUUUGACGAACUCCCAAUAGAGCUCGUGAGUCUGGCAGACAGCUUCAUCGACUCCCUAUCCGCAAAAGUCCAUCCGACUCCGCCAACGGCCGACAAACUGUCAAGUUUGUUCCAGGACUUUUACGUAGUAGCCACCACACAUAUCAAUACACAUAUUUCAGCCUUGUCCUCGCGCCAACAAAGGGGGAAGUCCCCGGUGCCCUCGGUCUCGUCGCUCUCGUCGACCGCAAGUAAAAUUAGGGCCACCGCAGUUUCGAUUGGCAACAAGGACCGCCCAAAAGCUCUACCUGAGAGGAGGGAUUCUGAGCAGCAGAUGCUUACUGCUGAAGAAAUUGCGGACCGGAAGCGGUCAAGGCGAGUCCUUGAGUUGAAAAGGGUUGCCCUGGAGGAAGCCGUAGAGAGACGAUUGUGUGAACGUAUCUACGACCGUAUAUUUCGGCACAGAUCUACUCAGGAUGAAGCUCAGGAUGAGAAAUUGCGAUCUAAAACUGCAGCUCUAUCGGUGGUCGGAAUUGGCCUGGGGGAUCUUGGGAUUGAUCUGGGCCAUACGAACGACCCCGAUUCUUCCGAAGACAAGGAGACUGAAGUACGCGAGUGGCUGGAGGGCGCCAGAAAUGAGCUGGUUGCCAUGAAUGAUCAAAAAUAUCCGUUAGGCAAACUUCACCAUUUGAAAGCAGCUCAUAAGAGUAUCGUUGAUACUCUAUCCCAUUUCCAUCCAUCCUCUUCUGCCGAUGAGAUUAUGCCUAUGCUGAUCUAUACAUUAAUUACUUCUCGGCCUGAGGGUAUUGAUGUCAUCAGCAAUCUUUACUUCAUCCAACGGUUUCGAAAUGAAAGCAAGAUUGACGGCGAAGCCGCGUAUUGCUUGACGAAUCUUGAAGCGGCCAUCACAUUUCUUGAAACGGUGGAUUUAGCUAGCUUGAGAGCAGAUGAAGCUCCUUCGGGGCCUCCAAAAUCCAAUAGCCGGCCCACUACUCCUAAGCUAGAGAAACCUGGUUCGACAACCCUUGGGCUCACACCGCCGUCAUUGAUAUCGACUCCAGAGGUGAGCGCCCCAGCUACAAAUGUGACCGAUACCCAAGGCAUUGCUUCUCCGGCGGGACUUCGACCAUCCAUACAAGUCCAUAAUCGGCGAAUUAGCGAAAUGUUUCAGCCUCCGGCGCAGGUAUUUGGAGCAGCGGGUGAUGCAGUAUUGAAUACUGCGGACCAGGGCUUCAAGACAAUUGGGAAUUCUCUUGGCGAGAGCUAUAAAUUCCUCGUUGGAAAGCUCAAAGAACGGCAAAAUGAGACUAUCGGCUUUUCAUCCGAUAUCAUCGUACCCAAAACAUUAGAUGACGCUCGGAAACUCGUGAGCACGCCACCCCUGGAAGCUGAACUGUCCACCAGUGGAGCUCGUUCGCUUCAUGUCCCAGAGAAAAUUGGCCAAAUGCGUAACUCCUCCGGGCCUAAUCAAGGAGAAAGGAUGCUAGGUUUGAUUGGUGGUCGCAAGACCGCUCGAGACAGGAGUGCUGAUAGCAACCAAAGCUCUGGCAGCAACCAGAAGCUCGCCUUGACUGAACAAACCGGCGAAAAAGGGACAACGCCCUCUCCACCCGCUCCCUUAACAUCCACCAAUCCUGCAAUCGUGGAAUCCAUGCGAAAUCUAGGCAAUACACUAAAUCCAAUGAACCGAAUUGCGGGGAUGAGCAUGAUGCGUGGAUUUGGACGCCCCCCCGUAGCAUCUUCUCCGACUCCUCCAGCGAGUAAAUCCAUCCCGGACGGUCGUGUCGCUGAUCUGGUGACCACAUUUCCCGAUCUUGCCCCGGCUCUACCCCCCAAGGAGAGUGAUAUUACGAAAGUUGCACCGCCUAUCAAAAAGUUCAUGGAGUUGGAAAAUCCUGGAGACUUGAAACUCAAUGAAGUCUUGGAGCUUCUGAGAGAUUAUAGACGCCUGGCAGGGGCGCUGGAAGAUAUGGGCGCUGUUUGA